CAUCUGUCUAAAGUCUAAACUACUUUAGUUAUCCAACAUUAACACAUGUGUUUCCAUCUUAUGAGUUAAUCAAAAUUAACAAAUUAUUUAAGGAUAUUUAUAUUGAGAUCUCAUUUAUAUUUCAUUACUAAUAUGUCACUCUGCUUUUAUAAGUGAGGCAAUGAACUUAUAUAAUAAGAAUGAUAAAACAUUUUUUUUUUACCAAAAGAAAAAACACCAUUACGUCAUUUGGACCCCUCCAUGCUUCUUCCAUAUUUUUGCUGAUAUUCAGCUCUGAAGAUUUCCAUGACUGAAAUCUGAUUUUGUGUAUCAAACAUGUAUUUAUAACCAAUCAUUUAUUAUUCUUGACGUAUUUUCAAAUAUUUGAAAUCACUCAAUGUCAAGUCAGCCGUCUUAGCUCAGUGGUAGAGCGCGUGACUUUUAAUCCCGUGGCCGUGGGUUCGAUCCCCACAGACGGCGUUGAUGUAGUUUUCAUACCAGCUUUGCUUUUUGUUUCAUAAGCUUGGCAUUUCGUCGAAUAACUUAUCUGCAUAUGGAACUCUUCACAGAAUCGUGUAUGAUGCAUAGAUUUGUUACUUGCUAUGUUAAUGUGCCCUUUUGUGUAGUUGCAAGAUAUGAAGAUGAAUGAGGCAUCUGAAAACGUUGCUGUGGAAUUGGCUGCACAAGGAGUUUAUAGGGAAAAGGGUUGAUCUAAUGGAGUCAGGGGUUUAUGAUGGCUCUUGAUUACAUGAUUCAACUUGCUGACAAAAACCAAGACGAUAAGGUAAACCAGGAGUGAGAGACCUGUGUUUUGUAACUCGGAUUGCUUUGCUAUGUAAUGUAGCAGUCUCUUACAUAUGUUCACUGGAUUUAAAUGCUGUUGUUAUGUUAAAGGAGACAAGAGCUGCUGCGUAGAGUAGCUGCAGGUGGUGGGGCUUUUGAAAGUAAGGACGGUAAUAAACUUCAUUUACCCGGAGGAAAUCUGAAUGACAUAGCUAAUCAAGCUGGUGAUUUGUUAGAGGUACAGUAUUGUGUUUAGUUUGGUAUAUAUGUUUGUUUCGAGAUCACAUGUAUAAGUCUGAGGAAUUUUUGCAGACUAUGGAAACAAGGCCAGUUGUUCCUGAUCGAAUACUACUAGCGAGGCUUGUUUCACGGAACAUGAUGGGAGGAGGUAUACUUGAUGAGAGAAACGACCGUGGUUUCUCCACUCUGCCUGAAUCAGAGGUGUUACUAUUGUGUCCAUCACACCAUGUUUAUGAACUUGCUGCAUUGUCAUUAAAACAGGUAAAUUUCCUAACCAAAUUGGUAGCUCUCAAACCUGGAAAGAGUGUGCAGCAAAUGACCCAGAACGUCAUGCAAGGAAAAGAUGAAGGUGCAGAUGAUCUUAGCAAUAGAGAAGAUUCUUCAACCCAAGGAAGAAGACAAAGUGGAUUAAAUGGAAGGGGAAGCGUUACAGGAAGAAAGCCGUUACCAGUAAGACCAGGAAUGUUUCUAGAGACUGUCACAAAGGUAAUGGGCAGCAUAUACUCGGGUAAUGCAUGCACAACAUCUAGAAUGGGUGAGUUCCUUAAAAAACACCAAAUAUUUGCAUACCGAGUCUAUUUUCUCUGCGUUCAUUAGAGCAUCUCCAACCCCACUCUAUUUUUCACUCUAAAAUAGAGUUUAGAAUAAAAAAUGCUCCAAUGAUACUCUAUUUAUCACUCUAUAAUAGAGUAAGCCAUUGGUUUACUCCAAAUAUAGAGUAAUUUGUUUUUUCUUUGUUCAUCACUCUAUUUUCUACUCUAAAAUAGAGUACCAUUGGAGCAAAAUCAAACUCUAUUAUAGAGUCACUCUAUUUUAGAGUAAAAAAUAGAGUAAGCCAUUGGAGAUGGUCUUAGAGCCUCUAUAUUUGUAUACAGAGUCUAUUUUCUCUGCGUUCAUUAGAGCCUCUAUAUUUGUAUUUUUGACAUGUGGUUAGGACCAAAAGACACUCCAAGUUCUUGAAGAAAUCGCGUAUUGAUAUAUUAUGAGAAAGAUUUUGCAAGUAGAGGUUCCGUCCAGAGAUGUAGUUUCACAAUAUAAUAACUGUAAUUUAGUUGGUUUAUAUUACAAAUGUUGCGGCCCAACAUUCAUUAACAUGCACAUCCAUUAAACCUCAAAACUUUAGUGUUAUUUUAAGAACCAAGAAUUACUGAUAAUUUAAAUUUUAUAAUUAGCUUAGCUAGUUGGGCAUGGGAAAGUGGAUAACAAACUAACUUUACUGUUCGACAAAAAAAAAACUAUCUUUA
Molecule: messenger RNA, 2246 nt
Organism: Brassica rapa (field mustard)
Lineage: Eukaryota; Viridiplantae; Streptophyta; Magnoliopsida; Brassicales; Brassicaceae
Product: protein PEP-RELATED DEVELOPMENT ARRESTED 1, chloroplastic
Biological process (GO): regulation of DNA-templated transcription
Cellular component (GO): chloroplast nucleoid
Source: RefSeq, a predicted model, not a curated record